This is a messenger RNA of Homalodisca vitripennis (glassy-winged sharpshooter), 6587 nucleotides long. Its product is annotated as peptidyl-prolyl cis-trans isomerase sig-7. Bases 224 to 2770 code for a protein of 848 amino acids. Lineage: Eukaryota; Metazoa; Arthropoda; Insecta; Hemiptera; Cicadellidae. Gene Ontology annotation, cellular component: nucleus. Gene Ontology annotation, biological process: protein peptidyl-prolyl isomerization. Gene Ontology annotation, molecular function: RNA binding; peptidyl-prolyl cis-trans isomerase activity. The transcript has 9 exons. The record is from RefSeq and is a predicted model, not a curated record.
UUUAUAGGCCUACGUGGAAUUGUAAAUUGGAAUAGUAGAAUUGUGUUUGUGUCGCUAAAGUAGAAUUGUAAGUUUAUAGGUUAUAAGAAUGCUAAUGUGUUUGAUUAAGUAGUGAAAUCACUUAAUUUGCCUUUGAAGUGUAUUUUGUGAUAUUGUUGCGUGUUGUAAACUGGACAUUUGAUGUGGUGUCAAGAAGAUUAAAGUGUUUAUUGGGUGACCAAUCAUGGCAGUAGUUAUCGAGACCACUAUUGGGGACUUUACAAUAGACCUCUUUGUAGACGCCAGGCCUCAAGCAUGCAAGAACUUUCUGAAGCUGUGCAAGAUGAAGUAUUAUAACUUCUGCUUAUUCCACUCAGUCCAGCCGAACUUCCUGGCUCAGACUGGCGAUCCGACGGGGUCUGGAAACGGUGGCGAGUCCAUAUAUGGAUUACUGUACGGGGAAAACGCCAGGUAUUUUGAGGCCGAGGUGAUGCCAAAGUUGAAGCACAACAAGCCGGGGCUGGUCUCCAUGGUGAAUUGUGGCAACAACAUGUUAGGUUCACAGUUCUUCAUCACUCUGGGCGAGGAGCUGGUGUCUCUGGACCAGGAACACUGUGUGUUUGGCGAGAUCACGGAGGGCGUCGAGAUCGUACUGAAACUCAACGAGGCCAUCUGUGACAACCUACACCGGCCUUACAAGGACAUACGCAUCACCCACACCGUCAUCAUAGACGACCCCUUCGAGGACCCGUCAGGACUGAUAGCCCCCGACAUGUCACCGGAACCAACUCAGGAGAAGCUUGCCAAUGGGCGUAUUGGGGCGGACGAGGCUGUGGAUGAGACUGUAGGGUUGUCAGCUGCACAAGUGGAAGAGCUCAAGCAGGAACGAGAAGCACGGGCGAGAGCCACCAUCCUAGAGAUAGUAGGAGAUCUGCCCGAUGCAGAAAUGGCCCCGCCUGAGAAUGUCCUCUUCGUCUGCAAGCUGAACCCCGUCACCACCGACGAUGACCUCGAGAUCAUCUUCAGCCGUUUUGGCAAAGUCAAAAGUUGUGAGGUGAUAAGGGACAAAAACACAGGUGACUCUCUGCAAUAUGCCUUUGUGGAAUUCGAGGACCAGAAAGCAUGUGAGGAGGCAUAUUUCAAGAUGGAUAACGUUCUCAUAGACGACCGAAGAAUACAUGUGGACUUCAGCCAGAGCGUUGCAAAGAUGAGAUGGAGGGGGAAAGGAAGAGGAGUUGACUACUUUGAUGGCAAAGAACAAUCUAAAGAUACGAAAACUUCCACUCAUAGAGACAGAGAUGAAUCAAAGAACAGAAGCAGUAACAGGCGUGAUAGAGACUAUGAGGAGAGGGAAAGAAGAAGGGAUAGAGGAAGAGAACGAGAGGAGGACGAUCGGCAUGGACGAGAUCGGGGCAGAGAGGAUAGGGAGAGGGAAGACGACCGAGGACGAGAGAGGUUGAAGGACAAAGAAACCGAUGAUAGGUAUAGAAGAAGGGAUGACAGAGACCGCAGCAGAUCUGACUGGAGGAAACGGGACAGCAAACGUGACAGGAAGGAUGAUUACAGGGAUGACGAUAAACGACAUGAUAGUAAAAGAAGAGAUAUGGAAAGCUCAAGAAAAAGAGAAGAUGAUUCUAAAAAAGUUAGUAGUAGUAGCAGCAACAGUAGGAAAGUUGAUGAAAAGAAGUAUGAUGAGAAAAGAUUAGAUGAACGGAAGAGGGAGAAAGAUAGUAAAAAUAUUAAUGGUAGAAGUAAUAGCCGACAGAAAGAUUUUAUAAAGGGUGAAAGUGUAGAAAAACUUGGGUUUAAGGGAAGUACAGAAAAAUUAGAAGCCAAAAAAGAGAAAGAAAGAGGAUCCAAAUAUAAUAGUCCUUCACUUAGCAUUCCUAAAGAAGAUAUUCUAAGUGACAGUUUUCAUGACAGCAGAGAUCUACCCAAUAUAGAGGAAGAAGUGGUGAAAAGCCCAGAUCAUGCCAUAUUUCAUUCUAUAAAUGAACCGAUAACAGAGGUAAAAACCAGUAAUACUUCACGAAGAUCGAGCAAAGAUGACAAAAAAUAUGAAGAAAUACAAAAAGAUGAUAUUGAAAAUGAAGAUGUUGGUGAAGAUAAGUUAAGUCAAAAGAGUGAUAAGAGGCCAGAUGAAAAUAAACAAUCAGAAGAUAAAAAGAAAAUGAUUAAAAGGAAAAGAAAGGCAUCUGAAAGUAGGAAAAGGAAGAAAAGGCGACACUCAAGCAGCAGUGAAUCAUCUAGUGAAAGUAGUGAUAGCAGUGAUUCUUCAUCUAGCAGUGAUUCAAGUGAUUACAGACACAGCAAGAAAAAAAAAUUGAUUGUAGCCAAGAGGUACUACCGCGGAGGUAAACUUGUGAAAGAAAUAAAGAAAAAGAAAAGAACAAAGGAUUCGUCUGAGUCAGACAGUGUGUCAGAAGACUCUUCAGAUUCUGAUUCUAAAAGAAAAAGGAAAACAAAAAAACACAAAAAAGUCAUUAAUAUUUUCAAGCACCCGAGAAAAAAACCUGCCCACUCAUCAGAAGAAAGUCAAAGUGAAAGUUCAUCAUCAGAAGAUUCAGAUGUCAAAGGCAAAAAAAAGAAAAGAAAAGUCAUUGACAAACAAGCAAAGAAAAAGCCAAAGCAUAUUUCUUCCAAAAAGAAGAGAAAAAGGAAAGAAGAAACUUCUAGCAGCUCUGAUUCAGAAGAUAGUGUUGGAAACAAAUCAGUUAGUCGAAAACAAAAAAAAUCGUCAAAGAACUCAAAAUGUAGUAAUACUGGUCUUGUGUCAACCACCAGUGAGUGACAGGUGACAUUGAAGAAAAUAAUUUUGGUUGUGGUUUUCCAUUUAAUUUAUUCAAAACAAAAAUAUCUUUUUUUUAAGUUUAAUAUGAAUGUUCCUGUUUUAUGCACUUGUAGAGCAGGUAAAGUUCGUGUCAUGAGCAAAUUGCAUUUCAUGUUUGUACCUGAAAAUGUCCAUCCAGCAUAUAUCCAUAACAUAAUUUAUGAUGUGGAAUGUUAAUAAUGAUUUUUUUACAUUCAAACUUUACUUUCAGUUAUGUAAAAACAUCAAUACUUAGUCUUUCAUUAGGAUUUCAAUAGUUGUUUUUCAUAUUGUUCAAAUUUAAAAAAAUUAUAAAUUUAAUAGCCAUUUAGAAAGUUGAAAACGUUUGAAAGUAGCCCAAUAGUCAAACAUAUUUUUUAUUAAAUAUUGAUUUAGAGUUUUUCAGUAUCGUAACUAAAAACAAGUGAGGGUUUUAAUAAAAUUUACAAGGUAUAAAAUAAUAAAUUGUCAUCAGUGAUAAACAUUUUCUCAUAAAAAUUACUAUGUAUCGUCAAUAAACAUCACAAUAAUUAGUAGGAUUUAUAUAGCAAACAAAAAACUUGUCAAUAUUGUAAAUCAAUAUAUUAUGUUCAAGUUCAAAGAUAUUGUAAUACUUCUGAUCAGAUAUUGUUUUCAUCACAAGCAAGUUAUUUUACUAUUAAACGAGAAAAAAUUAAAUACCAGCGGAAAGAAUAUGUGUUCGCAAUAAAGCACUUGUCAAAAGAUAUUUCGUAAACAAAAAUAUAAUCAAGUAAACCCAAAUUUAAACAAUUUUUUGCAAAGUAACUAUUAGAGUUAGCUUGUAAUAUUAUGUAAAUACGUGAUUUCAGUUAUUUGUUUGAGUUUGAUAUGGCUAGUAUAAGAAUAAAACAUAAUUUUGCAUUUUUUUGUCAUUAUAUGUUAUAAAAAACAGGUGUAUAGAUUAUUUGUAUGCAUAGCAAAUUAUUAAUGUCAUUUGACUUUGACUUGACAACCUUGUUACCACUUCAAAUUUCAGUUCUGUAUAAUUUUAUGACAUAUCAUUGUGUUUUUAGUUUUUUAUCUACUUAACUAAAUUUGAUAUACUUUUUUAAACUAAAACUAACAAUUCACUUUUCAAAACAAGUGCAUCAAAACAAAUUAAACGGUUAUUUUUUAUAAAAAUGUCUCUUGGGUUACUCUCAACAUGUAUAAGACUGGAAUUAGUAUUUAGAUAUUGAACGAUUGUGAGGAGUAAAAUUAAUCUGAAGAAAGGUAAAACACACCAAUUAAAAGAUGAUAUUCUAAGCUUUUAUAUAUGUUUAAACUUAAGAUCAUGUUUUCCAAAAAUCAUAAAAUAAAAAGGAUCAAUAAUUUGUGAAAUUUUAAAUUUCGUAUGGACAUUAACUCUGCUUAAGCUGUAUUGUCACAUUUCAAGUAACUUUGGAAAUUUCACAGAGGAUAUUAUAAGUUGUAUAAACUACGGAUUAUAACUACUGAAAAGUUCAGUUUUUAUGUUCUAUUUAUUAUUUUUAUAGAAACAGUAAGCUUAUUGUAUAGUAAUUUUAGUUUAGAAAUACAGAUUUUAUAAAAUUAACUGUAACUUAAUUCGAAUGUCCAUCUUAACAAAUAUUUCACCCUUUAGAAGUAUGUUAAUACUGGAAUAAAUCUGAAUGAAAUUGCUUUUAAAGCAAAGUAUAAAAUAAUUUUGAAAUGUUAUUUACACGAAAAGAAUAUAAAUAUAAUUUUAUUUGAAUUCCAUUGGAAUUUCAUUUAUUUUGAUUAUUUUGCAACAACUAUUCAAUGUUUGCGAUCGUUGCCAGCUCAAUGUAUACUGUACCUGCAGAAUAAUUAUUGUAAAACGAGUGUAAAUUAUGCUAUCAGAAAACAAACAAAAGGCGGAUUUUUAUAUUCACCAGAUAGGUAUUUACAAUAUGUAUAUCAUAGAAUCAUUAUUGAAUAGUAAUAAAAUGUUUAAUUGCAUGUCAGAUUAAGUAAUUUUUGUAUAUUUUUAUUCAUAAAUAAUAUUUUUAGAUGUCAUAAGUUUAUGAAAAUCUAGAUAAGAUUAAUUUUCUUUUAAAUUUGUCACAGUUUACCACUUCAAAGCUUGAUAAAAACAAAAUUCCCUCUAGCACUAAAAAGAAAGAAGAGUGUUCAUAUUUUCGAAAUAUGUCAAACAAGAUUGCUUGUAUUGUAAUUACUUUUAACCAUUUACAAAUAUUUGUAUUGUUAUUAAAUUUUGUAAUUUUAAAAUCCCAGAUUGUAAUUACUUUGUCUAACCGCAACCAUUGAAUAUUUUUACAUAAUGGGAUAUUUGUUUACCAAAAUUGUCAUGUGUGAGCUCUAUGUGCUACAGAAGAGUUCUGACUGUCACUUUUAGGAUAUAAACUUGUCUACUGUUUCCCGUCUUUCCUUUGUUAUAAUAUAUAUUUUAUUCAAUAUCUCAGUUACAGAAAGUUACCUGCUGUAGUGGUUGUAAUUAUUGAUAUUUUUAUAGAUUUCUUUUUCACAAAGUUAGGUACCUGUGUUAGUAAGUGUAAAAUUUUAAGUGUUAAUUUUAUUUCAGUUGUUUGUUUUCCUUGAAACAUAAAAUAAAAUAAUGUUAAAAAUGUUUUGGUGAUAACUAAGUUAUUAACAGUUAAAUCCUGGUUGUCCAGGGUAAUUAAUUUAGCACAUUUUGAUUCAAUAUAGUGUGAUAAUUUAUAGAGAAAUGGUUAAAGCAAUUUCUGAAACUUAUAAUUUAGUUAUUUUGUUGUAUAUGACUCUUUGAGUUCAAUAUUAGUUUAUUAAAUUUUAAUUUUUUUCAAAUUACAAUUUUGCAGGAAUUCUUGUUUUCCAAGUGCAAUUCUUAGAAUCAUAAUCUUGAUAUUUAAUGUAUUUUAUUUUAUCAGUCACUGUGUUAACAAACAAAGUAGCUGAUCCGUCCCCAGACAAUCAGGAGAUGACUUAUAGAAUUGUUAUAAAGUUUGUAUUUCUUAAAUCACCCUCAUUAUCAUUUACAUGCUGAGUCAGCAAGUAAAUAGAUUUAAUACAUAAGGGACUGUAAUUUUAUGAUAACUAUUUUAUUAUUCUAGACUGAUUUUUAAUUUGUAAAUUCAGAGUACAUAAUUUUAUAAAAUGUUGUAUUUAUUGAAAAUAGGACAAUGCUGUAACCUUUAUUGCUCAGAUAUUUAUUACUAUUAUGAUUUUUUAAUAUUAUUUUCUAAAUUUAGUAAUUGUAUGGUUCUUUGUAGUUUAAAUAUUUCUGUAAAGAUGAAUUUCAAUGUAUAUUUUAGAAAUAACUUAAAGGGCUGUAGUGUUUUUAUGUUUUAACAUAUAUUUGAUUAUCAAUUGAGAUCUUAGUGAAUAUUUCUAUUUUGUACAUAAUACAAUUUAGAUUAUCCUAUAUUUGUGUAUAUAAUUAUUUUACCUCAUUUACUUAACAAUGGUUCGAGUAAUCAAUAGAAAUUGUACUGAAUGAUCAAUCACUGUCUUUGUAUAAAAUAUGAAUUAUAUUAAGUGUUUUCAAAGUACUCUACUAAAUUCAUUAUAAAAGUAAAUUGUAAACACUGCUCUACCUGGAACCUAAGUACUAUUGCAUGAAAUUAAAUUUACCAAUUGAAAACAGAAUAUUUGUUUUAAGUAGUAUAAUAUGACAACUGUUCUAGUUUUAAAACUUGAGCUAUAUCAUAUUUGUUGUUUACAUUUGUCAUAUUUGUUUUUAGUCUUAGUUACUUGAUCAUUAUAAAAACAAUUACUCAUGGGUUAUGAUUAAUUUAAGUCCAUAAUAUCAGAAUCAUAAUGAUUUAUAAUGUUUCGUUAAUACACCACAAUGUUCAAUAAAGAAACAUGCUUAAUUAUA